Messenger RNA from Myiozetetes cayanensis, 1251 nucleotides. It is a transcript of the gene BCCIP, whose product is annotated as BRCA2 and CDKN1A interacting protein. NCBI's taxonomy places the organism in Eukaryota, Metazoa, Chordata, Aves, Passeriformes, Tyrannidae. The transcript has 7 exons. Bases 148 to 1065 code for a protein of 305 amino acids. The record is from RefSeq and is a predicted model, not a curated record. Gene Ontology annotation, cellular component: nucleus.
GCAGUGUUGUCGUGUACACGCACACAUCACACGCCGCCUUUCCCAGCGCCGCGCACCGGCCGCCCUCUCUGUCGCGACACACGGUGACAUCGGGUGACGUUGGGUGACAUCCCGGGCCCGCCGUCGCUCCCCGCAGCCACACGGGCCAUGGCCACGCCGGCCAAGCGCAGGGCCCCGGGCCGCGGCCCCGACAGCGACUCGGGAUCGGCAUCGGGAUCGGGGUCCGGGGAAUCGGACGGCUCGGAGGGCUCGGACUCGGAGGAGCCGAUCGAUGAGGAAGUGAACAUUGAAUUUGAAGCACAUUCCAUAUCAGACAAUGACUACAAUGGGAUAAAGAAGUUACUGCAACAGUUGUUUCUAAAAGCUCCUGUUAACACUGCUGAGUUAACUGAUAUAUUAAUACAACAGAAUCAUAUUGGAAGUAUUAUCAAGCAAGCAGAAGUCCAGGAGGACAGUAGUGACGAUGAUGAUGAAGAUGACGAUGAGGUCUUUGGUUUUAUAAGCUGCCUGAACUUAACAGAAAGGAAGGGUACCCAGUGCGCUGAGCAAAUCAAAGAGCUGGUUCUGAGCCGCUGUGAGAGGAGCUGCGAGCAGCGCGUGGUCGAACAGCUGAGCAAACUCCUGAGCGACAGCACAAAGCCCGUGGGGCUCAUACUCAGUGAAAGGUUCAUCAAUGUUCCACCCCAGAUUGCUCUGCCCAUGCACCAGCAGCUCCAGAAAGAGCUGGCUGAGGCACAGAGAACAAACAAACCCUGUGGGAAGUGCCACUAUUACCUUCUUAUCAGCAAAACCUUCACAGAAGCCACAAAGAGCAAUGCUAAGAGGAGGGAAGGCAGAAAUCAGCAAAAAGAGGAAUUAAUGUUUGCAAAUGCAGAGGAAGAAUUCUUUCAUGAGAAAGCCCUCCUGAAGUUCAACUACUCUGUGCAAGAGGAAAGCGACACCUGCUUGGGUGGCAGAUGGUCCUUUGAUGAUGUACCAAUGAAGCCUUUGAGGACUGUUAUGAUAGUUCCAGCUGAUGGAAUUAAUGCCAUUAUGGAGAAACUCAAGGACUACCUCUCACUGUGAGCUCCCCUGCAAACACCAGGUUUUUAUAAGGCAGCCCUGCAGAACUCUGACUUCACAAUAUUUUCACAGAUGACUCCUCUGUGCUCCUAAGAACAGCCACCAAAUUAAUAUUUUUUAAAUAUUUCGUCCUGUUUUACUUUGGUAUCAUCAUCAAGCAGCCAAUAAAAUCCCCAUGUCAAAAGAAAA